AUGGGUGGCAUGAACGAGCUGCGCGACUUCCUGGGAAUCAAGAUUCUACGAGAUCGUGAACAAGGAAUCAUGAAGCUUUCGCAGACGGGAUUGGUCGAGAAGAUUCUAGACCGUUUUGGGAUGAGCGACUGCAAACCAUCACAAACUCCUGCUGAAACCAGGUUGCAGUUGAAACGAAGCAGUGAGCGGUGCGAGCAUCCUUAUCGUGAACUUAUUGGAUGCCUAGUGUACCUGAUGAUGGAUACCCGACCGGAUUUGUGCUUCAUAGUCGGCCCGAAAAACGCCCCUGUUGUUGGUUUUGUGGAUGCCGACUUCGCGAAUGACGAGGAGGAUCGGAAGUGUGUUUCAGAAUUCCUACUGACAGUCUUCGGCUGUCAUCUACUGAAGCUCAAUAUAACGCAGCUGCUGCAUCACGAUCGCACAGAAGGAAGAGACGAAGAGGGCAAAGCACAUAGAUGCAUCCGUGAUGCUGUAGAUGCGGGUCGAAUCCAGUUGGACUACGUUCCGACGCAACAACAAGAAGCGGACGUGCUGACAAAAUGUUUGGCAGCUCCAUCGUUCCUGAAUCUACGCAUCGGCUCCAUCCAGACGAUCAUUUCGCUUAAGUUCCAUUGUUCGGUGUCGCUUUUCAUUGCCUCCCGGGAACCCGGUUCUCCAAGUUCGGAUGCCACACUUUUGGCGUGUUGUUCUAUUGAGAAAUUCGUCACCGAAGACGAGUUUGAAACCGGUCUGGUUGGCGAAUUCGCCCGAGAACGUGCUGAUAAUGUGUCCGUCGCGAGUUUUGGUGAUGAUUCGGUGGCCGACGUGGCCGUGAAUCAGCAAGUUUUCCGCUUGCAAAAGUGCUCGGCUGGAGAUCUCUCGCCGGUGUCAGAGAUUGCGAGCAAUCUGAUGCCUCGCUGCAUACGUUCAAGCUGGGGAAAGCACUAG
Ochlerotatus camptorhynchus is the source of this 927-nucleotide messenger RNA. RefSeq lists its product as uncharacterized. Bases 1 to 927 code for a protein of 308 amino acids. The transcript has 4 exons. Lineage: Eukaryota; Metazoa; Arthropoda; Insecta; Diptera; Culicidae. The record is from RefSeq and is a predicted model, not a curated record.